UCCUUUCAAUAUCCAGACUCGCAACAAUUUCAUCCGUUUCCAAACAAUCACAAACAAAGCACGCAAACAAGACCAUCUUUUUCUCUCUCAAAAUGUCGUGGCAAACUUACGUUGAUGAGCAUUUGAUGUGUGACAUCGAAGGUACCGGUCAGCAUCUCUCCUCUGCCGCUAUCUUUGGUACUGAUGGUACCGUUUGGGCUAAGAGUGCUUCCUUCCCUCAGUUUAAGCCAGAGGAGAUUAAUGCUAUUGUCAAAGAAUUCAAUGAACCCGGCAAUCUUGCCCCCACGGGUUUAUUCCUUGGUGGUGCAAAGUACAUGGUGAUCCAAGGCGAGCCUGGAGCCGUCAUUCGUGGAAAGAAGGGAGCUGGAGGGAUCUGCAUCAAGAAAACUGGACAAGCCAUGGUGUUCGGCAUCUAUGAUGAGCCCGUGGCUCCUGGACAAUGCAACAUGAUUGUGGAGAGGUUGGGUGAUUAUCUCGUCGAUCAGGGCAUGUAGUCCUCUCAUCUCUUCUCGUGUACUUCCCUUUGUGGAGUACAUUUUUUUGAAUAUGAUAUGACUUAGUUUUUUGUGUCUAUAGUCUCUCAUACGAGGACAAAUCAAACGGUUUUAAUUUACUGUUCUUUGGAGUUGUGAUCUCCGGGUCCUCAUUAUUAUCCCAGGUUAUGUACCGUUUUAAUGGACUCCAAAAGUUCAAUAACUUGCUACUA
Messenger RNA from Erigeron canadensis, 706 nucleotides. RefSeq names its product profilin-1. The record is from RefSeq and is a predicted model, not a curated record. Gene Ontology annotation, cellular component: cell cortex. Gene Ontology annotation, molecular function: actin monomer binding. Lineage: Eukaryota; Viridiplantae; Streptophyta; Magnoliopsida; Asterales; Asteraceae. Bases 93 to 494 code for a protein of 133 amino acids. The transcript is spliced from 3 exons.